This is a messenger RNA of Scylla paramamosain (green mud crab), 492 nucleotides long. RefSeq lists its product as uncharacterized. The coding region runs from base 1 to 492 and encodes 163 amino acids. Lineage: Eukaryota; Metazoa; Arthropoda; Malacostraca; Decapoda; Portunidae. The record is from RefSeq and is a predicted model, not a curated record. The transcript has a single exon.
AUGAGGAUAAGAGAAAAUAUAAAGAGAAAGCAAAGCAGACUAAAAAGGAGGUACCCAGAGCAAAGAGACUGGUGUGGGAAAAAUUGGGAUGUAGAACGGAAUAGUAGUGAGAAGCAAAAAGAUAUGUUCAAAAUUGCAAAACAAAUGAAGAAAGAGAAGGAAGAUAUAACUGGAGCAAAAUAUAUAAAGGAUGAAAGAGGAAUUAUCAAGAUAAAGGAGAAAGAAAUACUUGAGAGGUGGAGGUGCUAUUAUGAAAACCUGUUAGAGGAAAAUGAACACAACCUGGAAGAGGUGGAUAUGGUGAAAGUUCUGAUAGAAGAAAUCUCGGAGGAAGAGGUGAACAGAGCUUUGAAAGGAAUGAAAAGAGGAAAAGCGCCGGGUCCAACAGGAAUCACCAGCGACUUAAUGAAGAAAGCAGGUGUUAUAAGAGAAUUAACAUGGGUGUUUAGAGGCAUAAUUGACAAGGGAGACAUUCCUGAACUGGAAAAAUAG